CUUAUGCAAAGCAUGAGAAAUUUCUGAGUGGUGUGCUCCAGGAAGCAGCAGCGACGAACUCACAAUCACUCAAUAUCUUGAUACAUUAAUUAAAAGAGAUGUUGAAAAAUUAAAAUUGUGUAGUUAUGAUUAUUUGUGAAACGAAUGUGCAAUUCUUUCUCUACAAAACAGGGCAGCACUGAAUCAAAUAAGUCAAGCACUGAAUGGUGAAUAUCACUUAGAACCGAUCUCAAGAUUAGGUCAACAAUUGUUUGCUCUUCACAAUUCUCUUCCGUAGAAAAUCGGAGUCACCAUUUCAUUCAGCAACUUCUUACUUCCCAGAAAUAAUGACCUGAUGAGGUUGAGGUGUGAUCUUCUUCAGUGCUGCUUCACUGGCACUUCUUCAAAUGGUGUUAUUCAGAUAAAGGGGAAAAUCUUCCCCUACUUGAUACUUGCACAAGCAACAAAUAAUUUUAAUAAACGUAAUUGUCUUGGAAAGAUAGGCUUGAAGAAUCUAUACUAUGGCAAACUUAGAGAUGGGUGUGAGAUUGUAAUUGAAAGAGUAUCAUCCAAUGACAAGAGGCAAAUAUUUCAGCAGUUCCUCAAUGAAAUUUUGGUUUCGAAUAUCCUGGAUCACAAAAAUCUCGUGACAUUUCGCGGUUAUGCCUUUCAUCAUGAGGAAUUCCUGGUAGCACAUGAAUAUCUCUCCAAUGGCACUCUUGCUGCUUAUCUUGAAUGUGAAAUCCAACAUAAUAAAUGCACAUUACCUUUGCUUACUCGAAUGGAAAUUGCCAUCGAUAUUGCGAAUGCAUUGAGCUAUCUUCACAAGCAUGGCAUCAUCCACCAUAACAUAAACUCCAGCAAUAUUCUGCUAGAUAAGAACAUGUGUGCUAAAGUUGCUGGCUUGCACUUAUCAAGGAAACUUCCAGAGGAUGUUUCUGUCAAUGCCACCAGCAUUGUUUCAAUUUCAAGUGGUAUAGCAAAAAAUUGUGUUUACAUUGACCCAGAGUAUGUGUCUCAUGGCAGAGUCAGCACCAAGAAUGAUGUUUAUAGCUUCGGAGUAGUGUUGUGCGAUUUGAUAUCAUCCAAGCUUGCUAAGUAUUGGGAAGGUUGUGACCGAGAAAGUAUUGCUGCACUUUUAGGCAGAAAUAUUGAAAAUCAAGCUUUGGACAAGGUAUUGGAUCCAAGAACUGGCUUCCAAUCAGACCAUAAGAUCAUGCAGGUGAUGACUGCAAUGGCAGAGCUUGCACUUAAUUGCAUGGGAUUUCCACAAGAACAAAGGCCAAAUAUGGAACAGGUGCUAGAUAUCCUCAAUGGCAAGAGACUAGAGAGAUAUAAAACAAUAGAAGCUUUCAGAAUCUUUGACUAUGCUGAUCUCAGAAAAGCUACCAUGCAAUUUCAUCCAGAUAGGAUCCUUGGAGAGGGAGGGUUCGGCAGCGUAUUUUAUGGAAAACUUCAAGAUGGACUUGAAGUUGCAAUAAAACGUUUCCACAACAUGCGGGAAAAUUCUCUUAAGCAAUUCAUGAAUGAAAUCGAGAUCUUGAGACUCUUGCACCAUAGAAACCUGGUUUCACUCUACGGCCGCAGCUCUGGUGAACAUAACGAACUCUUUCUAGUCUAUGAGUACGUCCCCAAUGGCACUGUCUCUAGACAUAUUCAUGGAGGUAAAAUUGAAAAGCUACCAUGGCUUACUAGAUUGAAUAUUGCCAUAGAAACUGCAACUGCAUUGGCAUAUCUUCAUGAUUCAGGUAUCAUACACCGUGAUGUAAAAGGAAGUAAUAUCCUCUUGGAUGAAAAUUUUUCUGUUAAAGUUGCAGAUUUCGGACUCUCACGGUCCCAACCAGAUUACGUUACUCAUGUGUCAACAGCUCCAGCAGGGACAAAUGCCUAUAUGGAUCCGGAAUAUUUCCAAACAGGCAGGGUUUCCUAUAGAAGUGAUGUAUAUAGCUUUGGAGUGGUCUUGUUUGAGCUCAUAUCAUCUAAACCUGCAUUUUGGAGGGACGUCCCACACGGUGAGGCGGUUGGCCUCGCUAAGUUUGCAAUCAUCAAACUGUUAAAUAACACAUUGAAGGAGCUAGUAGAUCCAGAUAUUGGGUAUGAUUCAGAUAAAGAUGUAACGGAAAUGGUAGCAGCAGUGGCAGAGUUGGCCUUUCAGUGCAUUCAGUGUCCUAAAGAGCUUAGACCUUCCAUGAAACAGGUGCUGGAGACCCUUGAGGGUAUAAAGAAGGGAACAUGGGGAUUCAACCAGAUAACUUAGUUUCAAUUCUCUGCUACUGCAUAUUUAUAUUUCCAGUUACCUGAUUCUUAUUCACACUUUCUUGACAGUUUGAACUCAUCCUAUAUAGCAUAAUUCUAUUUCUUCUGUUGAAUUUAUUGUUCAAAGUUUAUUGAGAUGUAGCAUAUAUUUAUAUAUCUAUAUAUAUUAUUUUGAA
Messenger RNA from Arachis duranensis, 2411 nucleotides. RefSeq names its product LEAF RUST 10 DISEASE-RESISTANCE LOCUS RECEPTOR-LIKE PROTEIN KINASE-like 1.1. The transcript is spliced from 5 exons. Gene Ontology annotation, molecular function: ATP binding; protein kinase activity. Gene Ontology annotation, biological process: protein phosphorylation. Bases 335 to 2236 code for a protein of 633 amino acids. The record is from RefSeq and is a predicted model, not a curated record. NCBI's taxonomy places the organism in Eukaryota, Viridiplantae, Streptophyta, Magnoliopsida, Fabales, Fabaceae.